Acanthosepion pharaonis is the source of this 3363-nucleotide messenger RNA. Lineage: Eukaryota; Metazoa; Mollusca; Cephalopoda; Sepiida; Sepiidae. The record is from the annotation of a GenBank genome assembly.
AUGGACGGCUGUCGGGGAGCAAGUUCGGCUGACGCAGAGGACAAGCCGAUUUUUAAGUACUAUAGCACAGCAUCUGAAGGGUACAUCAGCACCAAAGUUGAUGAACCAGCUGAUGAUGAAAGGCUUAAUUCCACUGAAUUGGAAUUAAAAUGUUUCCUUAUAAAUCCUCAAGACUUGACUCCAGAACCAGCAGUUAGGAAAAAAGAGAAAAGCCGCAAGAAGCGUCAACCAAGAGCUGAGGAGUCUCUGCGGAUGCCUCCCCAAAAUAAUUUGUCUUCAGCUUCUUUAACGUCCAAUUUCAGUGAUGGUCAGAACUUGUCAUCGCAACACUUGACGCCUUCGCCUUUGACAACUUCAAACCAACCUGAUCUUAGACGUAGUACCAGCCUCAUAGACCAUGGAACAAGGAGUAAACAGUUCCAAGAAAUGGGCUUGCCUUCAUUUUGCCCAAGUUUCUUGUUUCUGUUGCGUGUUCUUCUUGAUGUUGUGUAUGAAUGCUUCCGAUUACGUCUUGAACAGCGACCUGCAGGAGAACCAUCAGCUCUCAGUGUGCGCCAGUUAAUACGUGAAUGUAAAGAUGUUUUACGUGGUGGCAUCUACAUGAAGCAGUUCUAUCAAAAAAUGGUUUCUACUGUUGUCUGGGAUGCUGAUACUAAUGAAGCUGAUGAAGUCAUGGAUCUUGAGAAAUUUGAUGAAUAUAUGAAAGAAAUGUUAGGAGUUUACUUCAAUUACUUACAACAUUGGAUGAGUAACUUGCAGAACCUUCCAGAUGCUUCACACAGUUUAAAAAACACUUUAGAAGAAGAGUGGGCUUUUACUAAAAUUAUUUGUCCUCAUGUGAUUGGAGGAGAAGCAGAAGCAGGCAAACGAUUCAGUGCAAUGGCAAGUAGUUUACUUGCUUCCAUAAUGGACUUUUUGGAUAGUGGUAUAGAUGAAUUCUACACACAAGACAAUGAAGAAUACGAGAAUGAAGAAGAGAAAAACUCUAAUGAAAAUAAUGAAGACAGUAAAAAUAAUCAGGGAGAAUUGGAAAGUAAAGAAAAGAGUGAAAACAGAAAAUCCAGACCAAAAAAGUACAACAGAAAUGAUUCACAAAUACUGAAAGGAACUUGUGAAAAAUCAGCAGAUGAUAGCAGUGGUGAUAAAACUGAUGAGGAUAUUUAUAGCAAAGAUAAAGUUUCUAAAUUGAGACAUCGUAUUCAGCAGACAUUUCGAGAUUUCAAAAACCUUUUCCGUGAAGGAAGAGAAAGAUCAUCAAAAGCUUUGGGCUUUGCUAAAAUGUUAAGAAAAGAUCUUGAAAUUGCUGCUGCUUUUAAAAUCAACAUUUCUACUGUAGAGCUAUUACAAAAACUGAAACAAACAAAACAUAUCAUGGUGACUGUUCCUCCCAAACUUGGUUAUAUGAUUUUUAUUCCCGAGAGAAUCUUGUCAGAAAAGCGCCUUAUCUUGCAAUUGCUGAAUGUCACUUGUGGCAAAGAGGAUUAUUCACCCCAACAAGAAUCAUAUAGUCAGUAUGAUGGACAUGACAAAGGUUAUCUAUUGAUGAUGCAAUGUGAUGAUGAACAAGACAGUCUGUUGUGGGAAGAGCCAAUCGUUCCUGUGGAUGCCACUGCACAAACAGCUAUUGCUUUGUCUCAUAUUGCAGUUGAUGGUUUAAUGAUGGUUGUGACUCGUUCAUCCCUACUUCCUCCUCUGCGUGAGGAAUUCUCUCAACUGAUGGGCAAAUCCGUGGACAUUGUUCAAGAACAGAUUUCUUGCCACCAGGCUAUUUCUGAAUCUUUAGCGGAACUCAAGGAAACAGCAAUGAGUUUACGGAAAAAAAUAGCAUCCACUAUAACCCAGCUGAGUGAAAAGUUGUACUUUGUUGAAAUGAAAAAGAUGGAUUAUAAAGAAAGAAGCCACUUGCUCAAUCUUUAUUGUGUCACCAUUUAUAAAGGAUACAAUUUUGGUUUUGAGUAUCACAAAGAAUUGCAACGACUUGUGUCAGACGAACAGAAAGCUCAGUUGGGAAGGAGCAUGAUCAGCUUUGCUAAAGAUUGGAUGAAAUUUGUUAUGGAGAAAUGGGAAAAAGGACGUGGACGAAGGCCAACAUGGGCUCAACAAGGAAUGGACUUUUUGGUGUUAGUUUGUGAACCUGAAUUUACAGGACAAGUCACUGAAAAAGAAUUCUUGGACUUGAUAUUGAAGAUUAAGAUAUUUCUUGAACAUUUAGUUGGAGGAUCAAGUACUAAUCCAAGAAGUCCGACUUCAGGUUAUCUCUCUAGCCCCGAAGUUCAUGAAACUUUACUCUUCCCAAGUGCUGAAGAAACACGAGCCACAAACUCUUCCAUAUUGCACACACCACCUAUUUCUGCUGAUUCUGUCUCUAUAUCUCCGCUAAAAUCCAGAGGUAAUCGUCAUUCUCGUAUCAUUGAUGCUAUCAACCAACUGGAAAAUGAACGUAACAAGAAACUACAAAUGUCACACAUUAUAGGAUACAAGACAGAUAGAAUGGCUGACCUUAAUUUGGGCAUUAGGGCCAGAAGAGUCAAUUUCAGAUGGCAAAGAGGCAUCAAAAUAGGGGAGGGAACAUUUGGUAAAGUUUAUACUGCUGUCAAUGUUGAUACAGGAGAGCUGAUGGCAAUGAAAGAGAUGAAAUUAAGGCCAAGUGAUAAGAUGAAAAACCCAUUGAAGGGUGUAGUGGAUGAAAUGAAAAAUCUGGAAGGCAUCAUUCACCCGAACCUUGUGAAAUAUUAUGGAGUAGAAGUACAAAAGGAUGAAAUGAUUGUAUUUAUGGAAUAUUGUGAUCGUGGCACUAUUGAAGAAGCAUCUAAGCUUGGCCUUCCUGAAAGCAUGAUCCGUAUGUAUACUCGUGAGAUAUUGAAAGCUCUUAGUCACCUGCAUGAUCAUGGAAUUGUUCACAGAGAUCUCAAAGGGGCCAAUGUGUUUCUCACUUCAAAUGGUUCUGUUAAAUUGGGUGAUUUUGGUUGUUCAGUCAAACUAAAGAAUCAAUCAACGGUUCCCGGUGAAAUCUGUGAUUUAGUUGGUACUCAUGCUUACAUGGCACCAGAAGUCUUUUCCAAAAAUGAUGAAGAAGGACAUGGGCGAGCUGCAGAUAUCUGGAGUUUAGGUUGUGUUGUAUUAGAGAUGGCUACAGGCAAGAGGCCUUGGCACGAAUUUCAUUCCUACCAAAUAAUGUUUAUGGUUGGUAUGGGGAAUAUUCCUGCGAUUCCAGAUAACCUCAGUUCAGAAGGCAAGAGUUUCUUAGAGAAUUGUUUACAAUCUGAUCCAAGUUUACGAAUGUCAGCCAAUGAUUUACUGAAUCAUCCUUUUCCUAAGGUUUCUGAUGAAGAUAUGAACCUGGGUGAAGUGUCUAACAAAUAA